AUGAACUGGCAGGUAUACCGCGAGGGUAGCGUGCGAUGGCGCGGAGGAAUGAGCGAAGUAAGUGAAGAUUCGGAGGAUGGUGAUGCACCGUAUAUAUCCAGUGAUGAAUCUACACAUGGGGUCGAUCUGGCUGAGCGACUUCGAGUAAAGCCAUCUAGAGACAUUUGGGAGUUAGAGGAUAUACUGUUUGUGCUGCGACAGCUGCCACUUUCAGAGGAAUUAUUAGCAAUACUGGAUUCCGGGCAUAACGAAGAUGUCAUAAACUUUAUAUCACAAGAGGACAAUAAUGGUAGAAUGAAGACGGCCGUGUUAUGGGCUUCUUGGUUAGGAAAAAGCUCGUUGCUGUCAAAGUUAUUAAAAUUAGGUGCUAAUCCUAAUAGUAAAGAUGGCGCUGGAAGAACGUGUCUACAUCUCAGCUGUUUGGUUGCUAAUGAGGACUGUGUAAAACUACUAUUGGAACAUGGAGCUGAUCCAAAUAAAUGGGAUUCAAUAACCGAGAGGAAAGCAACACCAUUGCACUGCGCAGCAAGCGCGAAAUCUUUAAUAUGCGUCAAGGUAUUACUAAGCCACGGCGCUGAUGUGAAUGCGGGCCUCAGCGAGCGUUCGCCGCUGCAUUACGCUGUGCUGAGCGAUGCGCCGGAUGUUGUCAGCGCAUUGUUAGAGGCGGGCGCCUGCCCUGACACACCGCAGGUUUUCACUGAAACGCCUUUGCAUGUGGCAGCCUCACUGGGUUCGGAUACGUGUAUGAAGCUACUUUUAGACGCGGGAGCAGACGUGCGGGCAGCUUUGGGACCCGGAAGAACCACGGCAUUACACCUGGCCGCUGUGGACGGUCAUGCUGAAUGUACUAAACUGCUUCUAGACCAUGGAGCACAUAUCGAUUGUCCUAAUUCGAGAGGACAGACGUCUUUACAUCUGGCCGCUUUAGCGCAAUCAAUAGAAGUAGUAGAAUUACUAGUCGGCAGAAGGGCUGAUGUACGUGCAAGAGAUAUUGAUGGCAGAACCCCAUUACACGGUUCUAUUGUAAGAGGAGCACGGGCUUGUGACGUGGCGCGACUCCUACUAUCAGUUGGUGCGGAUCCUAAUGCACCGGACAACUUUGGAUACACGCCAUUACAUAUUGCAGCUCUGAAUGAAUUUUCUGCUUGCGUCUUGUUGCUAUUAGACUAUGGAGGAGACGUGACCCUUCGUACAAAUGGUGGCGUAUCAGCACUUUCGUUCAUCGUACGUCGCGUGCCCGACGUCGUUCCACGUUAUCUGCGGAAGCUCGAUGAUGCGGUGCACGUGAGCGAACAUGAACUAGGCGAUGUUGACUGCGAAUUUACUAUUGACUUUCGACCACUAGUACCAAGCCUGUCUCGUGGUGAAGCUGAGUUGUUGUUGGCUUUUAUUGAGGUCGGUCAUAAAGAUGUUCUCAAGCAUCCAGUUGCAGAAACCUUUCUAUUCUUGAAGUGGCGAAGAAUACGAAAAUUUUUCGUGAUGAGCUUCGUUUACCACGCUUUGUUUAUAACUCUGUACAGUCUCUACAUUUUACAAAUAUUCCUGUGCGAGGACGUGACCUGCGCUGUACCAUCGUAUCUCCGGCCUGUGCAAUACUUGAUCCUCCUUCUCAACCUAUGCUUUAUGUGCAAGGAGCUAUUUCAGUUAUGCCUGGACUACUCCGCAUAUAUAAGGCAGUGGGAGAAUUGGCUGCAGAUAUUGAUAAUUAUUGGCGUGUUUUUAUGUACGGUGCCAACAUGGUACAUGGAGGAUGGGGUAGCAAAAAUUACAUCAAAUUGGCAGCAUGAUGUAGCCGCUGUUACUAUAUUCUUCUGUUGGCUGGAACUAAUGAUGAUAGUUGGCCGUUUCCCAACAUUUGGCCUGUACGUACAGAUGUUCACUACAGUUACGGUGAACUUCGCAACGUUUCUUCUGGCGUAUAGCUGCCUAUUAAUAGCGUUCGGUCUUGCAUUCAGUGUGUUAUUUAGCAACUACCCCGCAUUUCACCUUCCCGCCGGCCUGGUCAAGACUGUAAUGAUGAUGUCCGGUGAACUGGAGUAUGAGGACAUAUUCUAUGACAACGGAACCGCCUCCAAGAUCCAAUAUCCCUUUACAGCGCAUGGAAUGUUCUUGAUAUUUGUCUUGCUUGUUACUGUCAUAUUGACAAACUUGCUAGUUGGAUUGGCAGUAAGCGAUAUACAGGCUUUACAAGAAAGUGCUGGUCUAGACAGACUGGUGCGUCAGACGCAAUUAGUAGCGCAUCUAGAAAGCAUGCUAUUUAGUUCUUUGUUAACCUGCGCACCUAAGCAGUUAUUAGCCGUAUUGCGUUGGGGAGCGUUACUAACAGCAUCUCACAUGCGGACACUCAACAUUCGACCCAACGACCCAAGGGAAAAUCGAAUACCCAAAGAGCUGAUAUCAUCAAUUUAUAAAAUGGUGGCCAGUCGAAAUAUUACAAAAAAGAGUAUACGCAGGAAUAAUAAUUACGAAUGUCGUGUACGGAAAUGUAAAGAAGAUGAAGAUAUCGAAAGGCGGAUCGUAAAACGGAAAAGCAAUAUGUUUGAUCAAUUUUCGUUAGAGAACCAACAAGCGGAACGAAGAAAAAGGACUAAAUCGAGUUCUGUAGAAAACAGGAACAGACCUAUGUCAGUGAACAUCAACACAAUACAAGAAAUAUGUAUGGUAGACAUAAAAACUCAAAUAGCAGAUUUGACAAAAAAAAUCAACAAAUUACUUGAAACUACCGAGUCCAGGUUAAAUGUAAUAGAAAAUAAACUUGAUAAUAGAUGA
Molecule: messenger RNA, 2769 nt
Organism: Parnassius apollo (apollo)
Lineage: Eukaryota; Metazoa; Arthropoda; Insecta; Lepidoptera; Papilionidae
Source: the annotation of a GenBank genome assembly